UUCACACAGUCUUACAAAGCAAGAGUUCUUCGCAGAUUUUCCACACAUCUCUUACUCCUGCCAGAACCACCCUUUCGCAUGAGGAUACGCCAUAAAAUCGCCAAUAAAUAAGGACACUUGGCAACGCGCGCCUGCUGGGGGGAGGGGUCAGACCGGAGCGUAAACGUUGCUGGUUGGAGGAAGCAAAGGCGCUCACAGUCAGCGUAACUUUGUGGUCGCGAAAGGGAUGUGUGAGGGUGACAGCGCCUCCUCCAUUGUCUCUAUCCUCUACUAAUUCGUGCUGUCAACUCUCUCGUUGUAUAACCACCGGGAGAAUGUAUUAAAGAAAAAAAACAUAACAUGAUAUAACGUCAUUUUAGGAAUGAAAUAUAAGUCGAGACCGAUACAGUGCUGGGAUUACGUGUGUAUUAGGAGGCAAGUCGGCGGCCGGCCACACACCUAAGGAAGAGGCGAUCAGCUGUUCACCAGACUUACGGCCUGAAGUGAAGGUCGGGCGAGGUCACGACCCCACAUACUGUUACACCGGGCUGAAAGUGGACGAACAGCUUCCCUGGUGGCGAAUGUGGUGUUACCACACAAGAUUCCUCAUGCAAGAGCUUCACCUCCACCAUGAAAGACACCAGACUCUUGUUCUGCAUUAAACACUUUGGGGUGCCGUAAUGUCGAUGGGCUGGGGAGGUAUGGUGGUGGGUCCAGGAUGGUGGGGAGGAGGAGGUGGCAACAAGAGCGCGGUUCAGUUGUUACAAGAGAGUAAGUCACGCUAUGUCAAAAGUGACCAGGUGCUUGGCAACCGACAAGCACCAGCUCGACCUGAUCACCUGCAGAUCUCCUCCAACCCAAAUAUCUUCUUAAGUGCACCUUCGCAUACGCUUCAUGUUUCGAGACCUUCCCCUGCACCUGAGCGACGCCAUGCCCUCGCAGACCACAACAGUGUAGCUAAUAUACGUGGUCAUGCACCUACAGGCCUCUCUCCCCCACGUCCGCAACCAGGUGCUGGUCCUGCCUCUUUAGGAGUGCAACCUCCUCCCCUGCCAGCUCGAUCACCUAGAAUCACACCUCGACCUAAGGUGCGGUUGCAUGGGGAUCCCCAGACUGGCCGUGCAGGAGGGGAUUUAAGGAGAUCCCUCUCUCAUGGUCCUGGUGAUCGAGGUGAUGAUGUGCAAAUGAAGUUACGUCGCCUUCUCAACACGGACUCGCGAGAAAACUUGGCAGCAAUACUUACUACUCCUGACAGUAAAGAUGGGAAAGCCAAAAUACCACCACCUCCACCAAGAAGGAAUAUUAAGAGUUCUCCAUCAGGGACAUUCCGUGCUGAACCUGCAACUGUAACGACGCACAAAUCUCUGCCAGAUCUGGCUCGUGCCUCUUCCCCAGCAGGUGAGACCGAUUCAGAAUGUGGGACAAGUGGCCGGAGGAGGCCGUCGUGCCCAGAAGCCCUGACCUCGUCCAACACGCCACCAGAGCCGCCCCCUCGUCCGCCACGAAUGUUUCGUGAUCCUCCUCCUCCUCCGCCACAGCGUUCUCCUGACAGGCCUCCAGCUAGACCUCCACCGCCAAGAGACCAAAAAGAUUCUUCCGUAAAUUUACUACGGGCUGGUGCCACUGGAGGACCCUUACUCACAGCUGAUGGCCGGCGAUCUUCAGAUAGCGAUAUAUCUGGUUAUGGUGGAACAGGUAAUGGGCUCGGGACUAGUGAAGAAGGACGGAGGCGACCGAUCCUCAGAUCAAGGUCCGAUGUUACUCAUGAGCGCGGGCGUUGGGAGGAAGAUGUUCGACCAAUGCUAGCCCCAUUAGACCUAGAGGCAUUCUUCGAAUCCAUGGGCUUAGAUUCUGUUACUCGGCAGCAUCUUACAUCGCCACCAUCCUCACCCCACUCCUCACCAGUAUACUUUGAGGAAGUGUCAUCAGAAGAAUCAGGUCCAACUGGGGGACGGAGAGGUAGCUCAGAUUCUGAUGAUGGGCGAGCUGCAACAGGCCCUGGUCCUGGCCCUCCUCUGCCUCUUCGUGGAACUGGUGAACCUUCUAUAGUAGAGAAGAAUGCACGUAUUAUCAAGUGGCUGUUCAACUGCCAAAAGGCACAGGGCACUUAUGUCUCACGAGUUGCUUCCACCAAAAGCUAACCACAUGCCUGCCCACAGUGUUUUACUAGUCUGUAGCCAUAACUUGCUGUGUUGCCUGAGAAAGUGUGGAGAGAUGUUCGGCAGGCGAGUUUGAACCCUCCCUCUUCUCUUUCACAGGUUAUGUUUGGCUGCUUUUCUGUGAUAAUCCGAGUGACACCUCAUAGCUCAGCACAGUCUGCUAUUUUAAUUGUCCAAUAAGAAUCUACCCUACUACUAAGGUAUCCCAUGAGACAAUGAUGAAUGUUGGAUGUUUAAGUGUUGUUGUUCUAGAGAGUUUGUUAUUGGCUUUGGUUGAUAAGGCGUUUCCUCAAGGACUUCUUUUUUAGUUGAAAGAAAAAUAAGACUUGUGGAAAUUGAUUUUAUUAAUGCAAACGACAACACCAUUAUAAAGUUUUCAUCAGCCUAUUCAUCUGGUGCUGAUUACAUCAUAAUAAAUCACAUACUAGAGUUGGUAUUUACUGCUAUGUGAAUUGUCAAAUAUGAUAGCAACAGACUUUGUUUAUGAUUUUUUUUUUCUAUUUCACAUGGGAAAAGUAUUUUGAUAUUAUUGAUACAUGUGCAAUAACCAUAUGUGAGCCAGAAGUUUAUGUAAAGGCAUAAGCCUUUUCUUUAUACAAUGUAAUGUAAAAGUGGAAGGUGUUAUAGAAGAAAUGUAAUUAUUGUAGUGAGCACUUAAUAGUACUUUAACAAACAUUCAC
Messenger RNA from Penaeus monodon (black tiger shrimp), 2818 nucleotides. Its product is annotated as formin-like protein 14. The coding region runs from base 660 to 2120 and encodes 486 amino acids. The record is from RefSeq and is a predicted model, not a curated record. The transcript is spliced from 4 exons. NCBI's taxonomy places the organism in Eukaryota, Metazoa, Arthropoda, Malacostraca, Decapoda, Penaeidae.